AUGGCUUCCACAAUGAGACUCGGAACCUUCGCUCUUCGUUCCACCUCUAUCUCGGCUAAGCCUGCCGUGCAGUCCGCUGCUUUCAACGGUUUGCGUUGCUAUUCUACUGGCAAGGCCAAGUCCCUCAAGGAGACGUUCGCCGAUAAGCUUCCCGGUGAGAUCGAGAAGGUUAAGAAGCUCAGAAAAGAGCAUGGUAGCAAGGUCAUCGGCGAGGUCACUCUUGACCAGGCCUACGGUGGUGCCCGUGGUGUGAAGUGCCUUGUUUGGGAGGGCUCUGUGCUUGACUCCGAGGAGGGUAUUCGUUUCAGAGGUUACACGAUCCCUGAGUGCCAGAAGCUUCUUCCCAAGGCACCCGGCGGCGAGGAGCCCCUACCUGAAGGUCUCUUCUGGUUACUGCUGACUGGUGAGAUCCCCACCGAGCAGCAGGUUCGCGACUUGUCUGCCGAGUGGGCUGCUCGCUCCGACCUUCCCAAGUUCAUCGAGGAACUCAUCGACCGCUGCCCCAGCACUCUCCACCCCAUGGCUCAGUUCUCCCUGGCCGUUACCGCUCUGGAGCACGAGUCUGCCUUUGCCAAGGCCUAUGCCAAGGGUAUCAGCAAGAAGGACUACUGGAACUACACCUACGAAGACUCUAUGGAUCUCAUUGCCAAGCUCCCCACCAUUGCGUCCAAGAUCUACCGCAAUGUCUUCAAGGAUGGCAAGGUCGCUCCUAUCCAGAAGGACAAGGACUACUCCUUCAACUUGGCUAACCAGCUCGGCUACGGUGACAACAAUGACUUUGUUGAGCUUAUGCGCCUGUACCUGACCAUCCACUCCGAUCACGAGGGUGGAAACGUCAGCGCCCACACUACCCACCUCGUUGGCAGUGCUCUGAGCUCGCCCAUGCUGUCUCUUUCUGCCGGUCUCAAUGGAUUGGCUGGUCCCCUCCACGGAUUGGCCAACCAGGAAGUGCUCAACUGGCUCACUAAGAUGAAGAAGAGCAUUGGCAAUGACCUCAGCGACCAGGCCAUCAAGGAUUACCUUUGGUCCACCCUGAACGCCGGUCAGGUCGUUCCUGGCUAUGGCCACGCCGUCCUUCGUAAGACCGAUCCUCGCUACGUCUCUCAGCGCGAGUUUGCUCUCCGCAAACUUCCCGAUGACCCCAUGUUCAAGCUGGUCAGCCAGGUCUACAAGAUUGCUCCUGGUGUCCUGACCGAGCAUGGCAAGACCAAGAACCCCUACCCCAACGUUGACGCCCACUCUGGUGUUCUUCUCCAGUACUACGGCCUGACCGAGGCCAACUACUACACUGUCCUGUUCGGCGUCUCCCGUGCCCUCGGUGUCCUACCCCAACUGAUCAUCGACCGUGCCCUCGGUGCACCCAUUGAGCGCCCCAAGAGUUUCAGCACUGAGGCAUACGCCAAGCUCGUUGGAGCUAAGCUGUAA
Molecule: messenger RNA, 1425 nt
Organism: Aspergillus udagawae
Lineage: Eukaryota; Fungi; Ascomycota; Eurotiomycetes; Eurotiales; Aspergillaceae
Gene: cit1
Product: citrate (Si)-synthase CIT1
Exons: 8
Coding region: 1-1425 (474 amino acids)
Biological process (GO): tricarboxylic acid cycle; citrate metabolic process; carbohydrate metabolic process
Cellular component (GO): mitochondrial matrix
Source: RefSeq, a predicted model, not a curated record